This is a messenger RNA of Myotis daubentonii (Daubenton's bat), 4792 nucleotides long. RefSeq names its product potassium inwardly rectifying channel subfamily J member 3 (gene KCNJ3). The record is from RefSeq and is a predicted model, not a curated record. Lineage: Eukaryota; Metazoa; Chordata; Mammalia; Chiroptera; Vespertilionidae. Gene Ontology annotation, molecular function: G-protein activated inward rectifier potassium channel activity. Gene Ontology annotation, biological process: potassium ion import across plasma membrane; regulation of monoatomic ion transmembrane transport. Gene Ontology annotation, cellular component: plasma membrane.
GGCGCCCAUCGAGGUACAGCAGGAAAAGUGGGGGCGAGGGAAGCAGCCCUGAGCGCAGAGCGAGGCCGGGCUCCCGCGGCCGCGGCGCCGUCUCCGCGGGCGCUCGGCUCCUGCGCCUUCACUUUCGCGUGUGAAUCUGGCUCGCCCCUCCGUAUUAUGUCUGCACUCCGAAGGAAAUUUGGGGACGAUUACCAGGUAGUGACCACCUCGUCCAGCGGUUCGGGCUUGCAGCCCCAGGGGCCGGGCCAGGGCCCGCAGCAGCAGCUGGUGCCCAAGAAGAAGCGGCAGCGGUUCGUGGACAAGAACGGCCGGUGCAAUGUGCAGCACGGCAACCUGGGCAGCGAGACGAGCCGCUACCUCUCGGACCUCUUCACCACCCUGGUGGACCUCAAGUGGCGCUGGAACCUCUUCAUCUUCAUCCUCACCUACACCGUGGCCUGGCUCUUCAUGGCGUCCAUGUGGUGGGUGAUCGCCUACACUCGGGGCGACCUCAACAAAGCUCACGUCGGCAACUACACGCCCUGCGUGGCCAAUGUCUAUAACUUCCCCUCCGCCUUCCUCUUCUUCAUCGAGACCGAGGCCACCAUCGGCUAUGGCUACCGCUACAUCACCGACAAGUGCCCCGAGGGCAUCAUCCUCUUCCUCUUCCAGUCCAUCCUCGGCUCCAUCGUGGACGCUUUCCUCAUCGGCUGCAUGUUCAUCAAGAUGUCCCAGCCCAAGAAGCGCGCGGAGACCCUGAUGUUCAGCGAGCACGCGGUGAUUUCCAUGCGGGACGGCAAACUCACGCUCAUGUUCCGGGUGGGCAACCUGCGCAACAGCCACAUGGUCUCCGCGCAGAUCCGCUGCAAGCUGCUCAAAUCUCGGCAGACACCUGAGGGUGAGUUCCUUCCCCUUGAUCAACUUGAGCUGGAUGUAGGUUUUAGUACAGGGGCAGAUCAACUUUUUCUUGUUUCCCCCCUCACGAUUUGCCACGUGAUCGAUGCCAAAAGCCCCUUUUAUGACCUAUCCCAGCGAAGCAUGCAAACUGAACAGUUCGAGAUUGUCGUCAUCCUAGAAGGCAUUGUGGAAACAACUGGGAUGACUUGUCAAGCUCGAACAUCAUACACUGAAGAUGAAGUUCUCUGGGGUCAUCGUUUUUUCCCUGUAAUUUCCUUAGAAGAAGGGUUCUUUAAAGUUGAUUACUCCCAGUUCCAUGCAACAUUUGAAGUCCCCACCACACCUUACAGUGUGAAAGAACAGGAAGAAAUGCUUCUUAUGUCAUCCCCUUUAAUAGCACCAGCCAUAACUAACAGCAAAGAAAGACAUAAUUCUGUGGAUUGCUUAGAUGGCCUAGAUGACAUUAGUACAAAACUUCCAUCCAAGCUGCAGAAAAUGACGGGAAGAGAAGACUUUCCCAGGAAACUCUUGAGGAUGAGUUCUACAACCUCAGAAAAAGCCUACAGCUUGGGAGAUUUGCCCAUGAAACUUCAACGAAUAAGCUCAGUUCCUGGCAACUCAGAAGAAAAACUGGUAUCUAAAGCCACCAAGAUGUUGUCUGAUCCCAUGAGCCAGUCAGUGGCUGACUUGCCACCAAAGCUGCAAAGGAUGGCUGGGGGAGGAGCCAGGAUGGAGGGGAAUCUCCCCGCCAAAUUAAGGAAAAUGAACUCUGAUCGAUUCACAUAACAAACACCCUCUUAGGCAUUAUUUACUGUGGGAUUUAGUAAUAAUCUAAUAUUUGGCUGAUGAGGGAAUCCUCUCUAAGGAAUCUGAAAGGUACAUUUCCUCCCCAGUCAGAUAUGCUUAUUUGAGAAGCCUUAUUUCCCAAGUACUACUACUGUGCAGAAAGCAAACGUUGUGAAGGGAGGGCAUCAUAAGGAAAUUCCUACUAACGGGCAUGUAUUAUCACAUCAUGCAUGCAAUAAUGUGCAAAUUUUGCAUUUAGUUUUAUGGCAUGAUUUAUAUAUGGUAUAUUUAUAUUGUAUAUUCUGGAAAUAUAUAUAUAUAUAUAUUUAAAGGGGUGGUAUUCUCCAUGACAUUUCUAAUAUGUAAAUUAAGCCGAAGAUGAAUAGAUAUCUUUCAGGGCGAUAAAACUAUAUAUAUGUAUGUAUAUGUAUAUACACAUAUAUACAUAUAUAUGAACACACACAUGCAUACAUACAUAUAUAUCUGAUAAAAAUUGUGAUGUUUUGUUCAGAGUUGUAGUUCUUGUGCAUGUUUACUUUAUUAAGCUAGGAAGGCUACUGGCAUUAAUUAUUAAUACCAAAUAUUUUAGCCUUAAAUUAUUUGUCAUUUUUAAAAUCUAAUUUAAUGUUUUCUGCUGUUUAAGGUCCUAAAAGGGUUUCAAUUGUACUUUAUAUGAGGGAGUCACACAAGUCUGUGCUAUUUAUGGCCCUGCCAAAAUAUAACCAUUAUAUAUUUAACUUGUAAAUUUUAGAGUAUAUCAAUAUGUUGAAGAUUUUUUACAAUUUUUAAAACUUGCUAGUAUUGGGGGGAAAUAAAGAUAAAUAAAUUUGAGAAUUGGUCCUCUCCUGGACUAAUUAAAAUCUGGACACCUGUUUUGUAUAUGAUUUAACACAACUGUGAGCUCUGAACAAAUGUUGAGUCAUUGUGAUAGUCAGUAGCCAAGUUAUACUGAAUGCAGAGAAUGUGUGAAAUUACAUAAUUAAUGGUCCCUGUUUCAAAAUGAGUCAAUUUCCACUUUGUUUCUGAAACUUCUGUCAUUUCAAAAACCAAUAAUUUUUUCUUGCGGAGACACAACAAUACACUGAAAGAGAUGAUAAAUAUUUAUGUUUUAAAUAUAUAUGUCUUAUUGAGUGUCUUCUUUUCUUUCCAGAGAUUUCUUUUAUUUUAAAAAUUUUAAAGACAUUUUUAUUGAUUUCAGAGAGGAAGGGAAAGGGGGAGAGAGGUAGAAACAUCAAUGAUGAGAGAGAAUCAUAGAUCAGCUGCCUCCUGCAUGCCCCACACUGGGGAUCUAGCACACAACCCGGGUAUAUGCCCUCACUGGGAAUCAAAACCAUGACCUCCAGGUUUCUAAGUCAACGCUCAACCACUGAGCCACACAAUUUGGGCUAAUUUUAUUUUUUUAUUACAGUUUCCAUUCAACACUUUUGUGUGUGUGUGUUAGUUUCAGGUGUACAGCACAGCAGAUGGACAUUGAUACAGUUUACAGAGCGCUCCCUCCGAUUCUCUUUUCUUAUGCCUUUCUUUUGUUGAUGGCAUUAGUUGUAAUAGGACAGACUUGUUUCCUCACCUGGGGAACCUAUCCUAUCCAACACCUGUCACUCAGUUUGUGACAAAUGUUUUGUACAUACUUGAGAGAAUUUAAAAUUUGAUGAAUUGAAAGUAUUUUACCCAUCCAUUUUUUUUUUCUUUUUUGAUGUUAUUGUUUGGUUGGUUAAACACUGAUUUCAUUGGUAUAUUGGAUCCCUGGCCUACCAAAAUAAUUUUAGCAGUACUAUUUUUUAACCUUAAGGUUUUAUAUUUAUAAUUCAUUACAGAAUCAAAGCUAUUGCUUGGCAGAACAACUACAAAAUAAAGAUUUGGAAUGCAGAUAUUUUAGUGAAAAUUUAUAAGUGCUCUUUAUCAGAAUAUAAUGGAUUUUCCUAUAAAACUUUUUGAACAUUGCAGUGCAAGUCUGCCCAUAAUUAAUCUAUUUGUCCUUAUUAACAUGCAAAUCCUUAAUGGCUGGUUUGGGCACUCAUCAUUUCCUGUUUUUAGCAAUCUUGUGAUAAUUCCCUUAUUGGAAAAUUAUUACAUCAACAAUUCAAUCACUGAUUACAAGAAUACCUUCUGGCUACCUCUGUAUCAACCAAAUUCUGUAGGUGCAAACAUAUACCAGGGAAUUGUUACUGGCAAAAUGAUCAACCUUGAGCAUCCAUCCACUGUGAAUAAAGCUGGUUGCCCUACCCCUUAAUCUCUGAACUUUCCUUUUUGCUGGAUAUAAGAAGUGAAAUAGUAGCAGAAAGAGGAGUUGGGGGGGGGGGGGGUGGGGAGGGCGGAGUGGGAGGGGCUAGUAUAUUUAUUACCAGUGGAAGAAACUGCAUAGAUCAUUUAGCCCAAACACUUAAAACUAAAUAGAGCCAUAAUUCAGUUUGGAGAGCUAUUUUGUCUUUGAUACCAAGUAGAAUAUGGGCCCCAAAAUAAACUCUCCAAAGAUUUUCAUUAAUUCAUUUAACCUUUUUUUUUUUUUUUUUUUUUUGCAUGUUUUGUUUUUUUAUGUCCCAGGCAUUUCUCGCUCCUGGGGGAUUUGGGUAUGACUAAGUCAGAGGAGGUCACUGCCCAUUUGAACAAUGCAUAUCAGUAGGAGAAUGGGGAGGGGCACCGUGAGACAGACAAAAAACAAAUGAGGUGAUUUCAGAUAGUAACAUAUUACUUAAGGAAAGGAAAACAGGGUAAAAUGAAAAAAAUGACUGGGUGAAAUAAUAAUCAUUUUAGAGUAGGUUACUGGUUUAGGGAGGGGGUGAUACUUAAACAGAGACUUGGAUGAUAAGAAAACAACCCCUCUUGCCAAAAUUAAUAUUUCUUAGUGAAUGCUAUUUCUUUAUUUUUACCACGUAUGUAUGGGAAAGAUAUGAUUUCUGCAUGUAAUUGCAGUUUAACCCCUAUUGCUAAGUUGCUCAUAAGUCCCAGUUUCCAUUCAAGAGUGCCAGCUUGUCCUGUUGUACCUGUGUAAUUAUUAACAGCACUCCCUUUCACUCUUAGAGUGUCUUGGUUUGAAUGACAUAUUAUAUGGUGACUCUACAUUUUUGUUGAAACUAACUAAAUUAUAAAGUCUAAUAUAUUUGGAUAAAAAUAAAGAAUUGCUUUUAUUCUC